Messenger RNA from Hordeum vulgare subsp. vulgare (domesticated barley), 2340 nucleotides. RefSeq names its product BAG-associated GRAM protein 1-like. The record is from RefSeq and is a predicted model, not a curated record. The transcript is spliced from 18 exons. NCBI's taxonomy places the organism in Eukaryota, Viridiplantae, Streptophyta, Magnoliopsida, Poales, Poaceae. Bases 96 to 1919 code for a protein of 607 amino acids.
CGAACCAAACACAUUGUGACGGUUGGGUGCACUUUAUAUGCCCGGCCAACCGAUCUUUGCUUCCCUCGACUUCUCAAAGCAAAGGGGUGGUGAGCAUGGCCGUGGGCACACACUGCUCGUGGUUGCUGAGAUCCCUCCUGCCGUCGCUGUGGGAGGCGGAGGUCGCCAUCUCCGCCGUGGCACUUCUGGCUGCCGCAGUCGCCCUCCUCCUCGUCCUCGACGAGACCGCGUCCGCCACCUCCCCGUCUUCUCCCACGACUAAGAGCUACGACCGAGACCGCCGGGGCCGGAUGCGGGGCAGCGCAAAGGGAAGCAAGCCGGCGGCUGAACCAGGAUGCGCCGGCGACGAGAUCACUCUUGUGGCCGGCAGCUCUCGCUCUCGGAGCACCACCGCGUACGUGAUCAAGGUGGAGCUGGUGUCUGCCAAGUACCUGAUCGGCGCCAACCUGAACGGGACCUCCGAGCCUUACGCCGUCAUCUCCCUCGGCGAGCAGAAGCGCUUCAGCCCCAUGGUGCCUAGCUCGAGAAAUCCCGUGUGGGGGGAGGCGUUCAGCCUCCUGGCCGGAGAACUGCCAGCCGAGGUAACCAUAACAGUUUAUGACUGGGACAAUGUGUGCAAACGCAAAGUCAUCGGAUCUGUAACUGUAGCUAUCCUCGCCCAAGAUGAAACAGGAGCCGUUUGGUACGACCUGGACAGCAGAUCUGGUCAGAUCUGCUUGCGUAUUAGCUCAAAGAAAGUGCCGUCGACUUCUGAUAGCUUCUUUAAGCAGUAUACUGGAGCCAAGUCCCAGAGAAAGAUGAUACUCACUAGGCAACGGUUGGCGAUGACUGAAGACAGUGGUCCUCUUCACGCUAUAACCGAAUUUCCUCAUGAUCAAAUUGUUCAACACAGUUAUUCUUGUGCUCUCGAGAGGUCUUUCUUGCGCUAUGGGCGUAUGUGCAUCUCCGCAUGGCAUCUGUGCUUCCAGUCACACGUAUUCUCCAAGCAAUUAAAUGUGAUCAUUCCGUUACAGGACAUAUACGAGAUAAGGAGGAGCCAGCACUCCCUUAUAAACCCAGCUAUUACUAUAGUUCUUCAUACCGGCGCAGGUGAUCAUGGAGUACCUCCAUUGUGCUGCCACAAUGGAAGCAUCAGGUACAAGUUCACAUCCUUCUGGAACAGAAACCGUACAUUUCGAGCUCUAGAGACAGCCUUGCAGAGUUAUCGAGCAACCUUGGAAGCCGAAAAGCAGGUGAGUGCACAUUUACUUCUUAAAGGAGAGAGUAUGAAUGUUAUUAGGAGCAGACCAGACAACAUAAAGACAGAAGACAGAAGAAUUGGAUUGACUAUCACAUUUCAACCUUUCAUCAAUGAACAUGUUCUUGUAGACAUAACCAGUAAUACCUUCCCUGGUACACCAGAGAAGUUUUUCACUGUGAUACUAGGUGAGGAUGCAAUGUUUUUUCAACAGUACCGAAAUGCACGAAAAGAUACAGAUUUAAAGCUGAGUAAGUGGCAUGUCUCAGAUGAGUACGGUGGAAAUGUUCGCGAAGUAACUUUCAGGUCACUAUGCCACAGUCCUUUGUGUCCUCCAGACACUGCGGUAACAGAAUUGCAGCAUGCUUCUUUCUCAAACGACAAAAGAAACCUGAUCUAUGAAACAAAGCAGCAGGCACACGAUGUCCCAUUUGGUUCUUACUUUGAGAUCCACUGCAGGUGGUCUCUAAGGACAACCUCUAGUUCAACAUGUCAAGUGGAUAUAAAGAUUGGUGUGAACAUGAAGAAGUGGUGCAUUUUGCAAUCAAAAAUAAAAUCUGGAGCAACUGAUGAGUACAGGAGAGAAGUUUGCAAGAUUUUGGAGGCUGCCAGUGAUUAUACCGUCAAAGCUGAGUCAAAUGGGCCAGCUAGGGAAGAUAUUGUGGUGACAUCUUCAGCAUAAGGAACUGCGGAAAACCACCUGCAUAUUUCUGUGCACGCAUACAUACAGGACACAUUUGCAAAAUUUGGAGGCUGCUUGUGCUGUAACCUGAAAGCUUCGUCGAAGAGCCAAGCCAGCAAUGAUACUGUUGCAACAUCUCCUCCAUGAAAAGUUGCUGUUAAAACGACCUAGAAAGGUCCACCCUCGCACACAAAAUGCUUCCGACUAAGUGUUCACUGUUGAGAAGGAAAAAAAAUACUCCUGCAAAGUAGCAUACUGCUGUGAAUAGCCCAACCUGGGUAGAAACCAACAAAAAUAAAAUGGCAGAUGAUCCUAGUCCACCUCAUCCCUGUAAAAUCCAUGUACUUGCUCUAUUAUAGAAGUGACAAAACAUAACUUACAUCAAAUUAUCAACUGAUCUGAAAACAAGCUGACUUUUCUA